CGGUGGGCAACACUUCCACUCUAUUCUCUGUGGACUCUUAUUUUAAGUCCGUGUGGAGGCCAGUUCUUUCAGAGUACUUCCUUACAUCUUCCGCCGCAACCCAGUCCUCUGGAAGUUGCCCCUUCCCGGCUUUCGUAGCAUUUAUUUAUUUUUUAGGGGUGGAAGAAAAGCACCGAGCGGAACUCCCCCCGCGCAACAACCUCUUUCCGCAGGGAUCAUUUAAAAGGCUGCACCGCAGAGAAGCUUCUCUGUCUUAGUUUCUUUUGCUAAUGAAGGAGGUGCAGGGAUGUACAGUACCUCCCUUGGUGCUAUUGUGGUUGGUAGGCUUGCAGGAGGGAUGUUGUGGAGCUCUUGGGGUUUAACUCCCCAAUUCUGAGUUUGGUGAUCCCUUGGAGCUGCUCUCUAUUAUCGCGCAACCGACCAAAUAAUAGGUUUUGUCUUUGUUGAGGUUGAGUUACUGAGGGAAGGCAGACUGGGGGAGACGGUGGUUCAGUUAUAGCGCAUAACAAAUAUGUCCUUAGAAAUGCGAAACAGCAGAGUCUUAAAAAAGAGAAAAAAGGUUUGACUGUUAUACAAUCUCAGUAGUUGGGUGGGGAAAGAGGGGAAUUGGUCCGCUGCCUUGGAAUUGGAGGAGGGCCAGGAUUGCUUUCGUCUUCUAAGUAUGGUCUUUCCGCUUCUAGAAAAGGUUGUGGGUUCUCCUAGUUAACUGUGGUACUGAAAAUUGUACAGCCUCCUAGGAAUCUGUGCUUUUCAUGUGUUUGUGAGGUUUUUACGUUUAUAUGUGUACAUAUAUUAAACUACUUGAAAAGUUGUUGACUUGGUAAUGGCAGUUUCAGUCUGUUUCAGUUCAUAAAACUGUGAGUUGCUUCUAAUGAUGAUAAGGUGAGCUUUGAACCUGUGGCAUUCUCGUGGAAAUUUCUUGUCUGAGGGUCUUUAAAAUAUCUUUGGAUAUGUUGCAAAUCUGCCUGGGACUCUGCAAAUGCUUCUGCAUUCCUGAACAAACUUUCUUAACAGGCAGUGUAUGAGGAUAAAUUAAACCAUGGAAGAAGGUAAAAAGCUUGACGUUCUUGACAGAACCAGCCAGCUUGUCAAAAGAGCCAUUACUUGGGAGAUCUCUGAUUCUGAAGGAGGCAGUGACAUCGAAUUGCAGGACUCUGUGGCUGUUGUGAGUCACGUGGCAGCUGGUGUUUGGGACCACCUGGACAAAGAAAAGUUGGAAACAUGCAUAAGUCCAGGUGAACCCAAAGAGUUGCCUUUGCUUACAUUAGUGCCCCAAGUACCAUCUUGCUCCCCCAGUCCAGAGAAAACGAAGAAAAAUCAGCCUCCUAAAGGACCAAGAGCAGUGCAGACCAAAGUGAAAGAAAGAAAGCUUGAAAGGAAACUGCAGAAAGAAGAGAAAAUGAGGAAGAAAAAGCAGUGUGCACUAGAAAAAGAGAGACGAAAGGAAGCCGCAGCUGCCUUGAAAUCUUUACGGCCUGAUCAGUGUAUGAAGUACAUGACUGUAUGUGUGGACCCAGGUCUUCUAGAGGAUCCUGGUUCAGAUGCUUUGCUGGAAGCUUUUGAUUCUUUGGAGUGUAAAUACCACAUUGAACCUCAGGCAGUUCCACACAGCAUAACCUGGAAGAGAGAUCUCUCCAGUAGUAUGUCUUGCAUGAAUGGCCCCCAGGAAAAGGCUGAAGAGGAAAGGGAGAUCUUGCUCUUACUGGAGCCUUGGGAUUUUCUCAGACGCCUCUACUCUUUAAUGCAGAGCAUGAGCCCUGGCAAGCAGCAGAAUGUGCCUGAUCUCACCCGAAUGUUGCCCUUUAGCAGCCCGAAAGAUUACUGUGCAAUCUCCUGCAGCGUGGCAGUCAUUGGACUAGAUGCCUACCAAUGGUAUAACCAGCAUCGUGGACACCAGCAGGAAGCACUGAAUCCUGGGCAGGAGGAGGCGCCAGGAUUCCAGCCUGGCCCAGAACUGUUGAUGACAGAGCAUCAAAUACAGGAGGCUCUGGUGGUGCUACAACUCUGGAGUAACACCGGUGUCUUAUUCCUGGAGACAUGGCAGGAGUUUGCCCAGCACAUUUCUGCAAUGACCAAAGCUAUUGCGCAGCGCCCAUAUAAGAAACAGCAGGGAAACCAGCCUUUCUCCUUCUGCGCUGAUGGUGGGUGGGCCAGUGGAGUGCAUGUGCAGAAAGAUGGGACGGGACUCGGACAGGCCUGGCUGAGGCAAAUCCAGCAGCUUAACCGAACCAGCCCUGCCAUGGCAGCAGCCAUCACCAAAACAUACCCUUCACCACAGCUGCUGCUAGAGGCCUACAGAGAGUGUGGCACAGACAAAGAAAAACAGCUCCUCCUAAGUGACAUUCUGGUCAGAAGUGAAGAAAAUGAGAGGGAGCGGCGGAUUGGCCCAGACUUGUCCCGUCGGGUCUACCUCUUCAUGAUAUCUACCAAUCCAGAGCUUGUUUUAGACCUAAGUGGUUAGGUGAGAUAGUCAAAGGCCAGAAUCUCAUUUUUUCUAAUCCCUGAACCUGUUUCUGUAUUGCUGGUUAUUGCAGAAUGGACCUCUAGAAAGCAGUAAAUGUCUUGCACACAAAUAC
This is a messenger RNA of Podarcis muralis (Common wall lizard), 2576 nucleotides long. RefSeq names its product essential meiotic structure-specific endonuclease subunit 2 (gene EME2). Gene Ontology annotation, cellular component: Holliday junction resolvase complex; nucleus. Gene Ontology annotation, molecular function: crossover junction DNA endonuclease activity; DNA binding. Gene Ontology annotation, biological process: resolution of meiotic recombination intermediates; double-strand break repair; replication fork processing. The record is from RefSeq and is a predicted model, not a curated record. Lineage: Eukaryota; Metazoa; Chordata; Lepidosauria; Squamata; Lacertidae.